This is a messenger RNA of Guillardia theta CCMP2712, 724 nucleotides long. RefSeq lists its product as hypothetical. NCBI's taxonomy places the organism in Eukaryota, Cryptophyceae, Pyrenomonadales, Geminigeraceae. The record is from RefSeq and is a predicted model, not a curated record. Bases 14 to 724 code for a protein of 236 amino acids. The transcript has 2 exons. Gene Ontology annotation, molecular function: protein binding.
AGCCUGCGGCGCUAUGGUGGGGGCGCGGGGAGGAAGGUUGCCGAUCUUCAAUGCAGGGAAGCAAGACUUGGUCGCUACUCUCCUCCUUCUCCUCUUCCUUGGCAGUGCCCUUCUUGUUCUCCGUGCAAGCCAGCAACACAUGAACGAAGCAGGAGGGAACACAUGGAAGAACCUUGCUGUCAUUGUAGGAAGUAUCCUAUUCUUGGCGCUUGUCUUCGUAGUCUGCAUGAAAGUGAUCUACAAUUAUAUUUGCUGUUUCACAGACGAAUAUGAAGAGAUAGCAUCGAAACAAGAAGAAGAAGUUGCUAUCCUGCGGUCAAAUGCAGACUUGGAGAGUGGUCUGAAAACUCAUCAGCAGCCUGAUGGCAAAGAUUCCGAUGUCAAGCAGAAGGCUGCUCAAGCUCAAGUCGAGAAGUUUGCUGAUUCUCUUCGGGGAGAGGAUGAAAUAGACUGUGGGAUAGAGCUGGAGGGAUCAGUUGAAGACUUUGAGUAUAACGGGGUCAAACAUUCCAGUGGCUGCCUGAGAAUCUCCAAGGUGGAGCCGUAUGGAUGCUGCGAUCGACAGGCUGUCUGUGGGGUAGGCGACAUCCUUGUCACGGUGGAUGGAAAGGAUGUGCAUGGAAUGCACCCAGGAAAAGUUCAAAAGUUGCUCCGAGGCAAGCCGGGCUGCUCGAUAGUGCUGGGGAUGUACACCAAACUAUCUCGUGGGAUCAUCCACAGGUGA